This is a messenger RNA of Maniola jurtina (meadow brown), 927 nucleotides long. Its product is annotated as 15-hydroxyprostaglandin dehydrogenase [NAD(+)]-like. NCBI's taxonomy places the organism in Eukaryota, Metazoa, Arthropoda, Insecta, Lepidoptera, Nymphalidae. Gene Ontology annotation, cellular component: cytoplasm. Gene Ontology annotation, molecular function: oxidoreductase activity, acting on the CH-OH group of donors, NAD or NADP as acceptor. The transcript has a single exon. The coding region runs from base 80 to 832 and encodes 250 amino acids. The record is from RefSeq and is a predicted model, not a curated record.
UUGGUAGCAUUUCAUCUGCAUUUAUAACAGAUUUUCGUUAGAUUCUAGUCAAUCUUGAAUCGCGGUUAGCGAAGUCAACAUGGCUAGAGACUUGAAAAAUAAAGCUGUUGUUAUCACCGGUGGUGCAGUCGGCAUCGGGUUGGAAAUUGCUGACAGGUAUUUACAAAAAGGUGCCAAAGUUGUUGUUCUCCUGGACAUUGCUGAAGCUCAAGGAUUGGAAGCUGCGAAGAACCUCUCCACCAAACACGGCGCAAACAAAGCAGUAUUCAUAAAAUGCGACGUUACAAGGGACCUGGAUACCGUAUCAACUAAAAUAUUAGACACGUACAAAACUGUGGACGUGCUGGUCAAUAAUGCUGGAAUUUUAAACGACCAGCUCUCCAAAAAGACUAUUGACAUUAACGUUCAAGCUCUGAUCGAUUGGUCUAUGAAGUUUUGGGAACACAUGAGGACGGACAAGGGAGGAAAAGGUGGAACCAUCAUAAACCUGGCAUCGAUUUACGGAUAUAGAGUCGAUCAGUUCCUCCCAAUCUACCAGGCUUCGAAAUUCGCAGUGAUGGGUUUCACAAAGUCCUUGGGUCACAUCUAUAACUAUAACAGAUCUGGAAUAAGAGUCGUGGCGAUUUGCCCAGGAUUUACGGAGACCAAACUGACAGCAGACCCUAAGACCUGGGAUGAUGAUAGCAUAGCUAAAGAUUUUGCUGCGUUCGUGAAGAAACAGGCCUGGCAGAAAGUGGACGCGGUCGGCAAAGCUGCUGUGGAAGUUUUUGAGAAGGCCAACAGUGGGACAGCCUGGCUGAUUGAAGGCGCUAAGCCUAUUGUCGAAGUUUGAGGUUAUAUGUGAUUGUAAGGGAGUAAAAGCUGUUAUACCUAUUGAUUAUAAUAUUAUAUUAUGUUGAUAUGUAAUAUAAAUAUUUUUUACUUUUA